GAAACUAACGCUGGCUAAUCGAUGUAUUUUGUAAUGGUGUAAUCAAUCUGCGAAUGUUAGUGUGGAUUUUCCUCUACAAGAUAUUUCAGUGGUAAUCGUGUUGUGGAUAUUAUUGGUUGCGGCACGCUCCAUAGCUCCACGGGCCGAUAAGAUUCUCUUCUGUGUCCUCUACUCACUGAAUCCGAAUGCGGCUCUCCACUAUGCUCUUAAGACAUUUGCCGACUACAAACAUAGCGGAAAUCUCGAACUGUCGUGGUCUAGAAGCUUUGAAGGUUUCACACACCAUUUCACCCCUGGAGCAGCGUUGGUAAUGCUGCUAGUGGAUAUAAUCUGGAUGAGCAUUGCAACGCUGUUUUUUGAUUCCAUGUUCAGUGAUAGCGACUUCACGCUUUUCAAGCUACUAUUCGGCAGAAAGUAUCUGAGUGGGUCUGUCACCAGUCCGGAACAGAAUGAUAGUAACAAAGAGACCGACGAAGGUUUGUUGAAAACGCAAGCAGGUAUUUCGGUGCGACGCCUUGUCAAGAUUUGGGCUUCAACAGGGGAGCGCGCUGUUGACGGUAUGUCAUUGGAAGCGUAUGUUGGACAGGUCACUGUACUUCUCGGGCAAAAUGGCGCUGGUAAGAGUACCACAUUCUCAGUUAUAUGUGGAAUCACCUCUCCUACAGCAGGAAAGGUCUUCAUCUGUGGACUGGACAUACAGCAGUAUCGAUCAGAGUCCCGUAAACGAAUCGGUUUGUGCCCACAAGCGAAUGCUCUGUUCAACCAACUAACGGUUGACGAGCACCUUUGGCUUAUUCAUGGGAUCAAAGGAGCCGAUGGUGACUAUAAGGUUGAAGGGCAACAACUGCUUGACCAACUUAAUUUGGAUGAAAAAUCCAAUGAGCUUGCAAUGAAUCUCUCCGGCGGUCAGAAGCGUAAGCUCUCCGUGUCGAUGGCGCUGAUCGGUCACAGCUCCGUGGUGUUGCUGGAUGAACCCACAGCUGGUAUGGAUCCAGGUGCUCGAAGAGAUGUAGAGGCGCUUCUGGAAAAGAUCAAAGUGGAUCGAACAGUUCUGCUCACCACUCAUUAUAUGGAUGAAGCCGAACUGCUAGGAGAUCGCGUUGCAAUCAUGGUCCAUGGUCGAGUGCACUGCUGUGGUACACUGCAGUUUUUGAAGAGGAGAUUUGGAACCGGCUAUGUGAUGACGGUCGUGGUUGCUGAGAAAGCAAACACUCAAGAUAUCGCCGAAACAUUAGCUGAGACCGCUGCAAGGUACAUUCCCGGGGCCGAAAAAGGGAAGGUGCAUGGAAAACAGUUUGAAAUCAUUCUACCAAAGGAACAGCAAGAAAAGUGA
Molecule: messenger RNA, 1333 nt
Organism: Haemonchus placei
Lineage: Eukaryota; Metazoa; Nematoda; Chromadorea; Rhabditida; Trichostrongylidae
Source: the annotation of a GenBank genome assembly